AAUACCAAACAUGAUUUAUUAAAGACAAAAAUAAAGUAAGCCAUCUGUCAAUUAACUAUAAUGACCCAUCAUAGAAGAAAGAAUCCCAGCAGUGAAAGGAGUUAGGAGGUGGGUUGCAUGACAGUGUCUGAAAGACACAAACUAGCAGCCGAAGAGCGAGGAAGCCUUCAAAUGGGUUUCUAAAUACUGUCCUAAUUUAACUAAUGCAUAAGCUUAAUUUUCUAUAUCAUCAGAAUAUAUCUGUAUUACAGCUUUUUGUGUGUGACUUUGCAUUAAAACUGGGACGUGUAUGUAAUUGUUGACAUUCCAGACUCACAAAAACUGAAAUAAACUAAAACUAUCUUUUGAAAAAUAACUAAAACAGGACAGAACUGGAAACCUGUUUUAACAUAAAAGCAGCAAACACAUAACCUAUAAUUACUUGUGGUGUGUAUCAUCUCAAAAGUGUAAUGGUAGAGUUUAUUCUGCAUUAUGGGCUGUAACACUGUAUAAUAAUAAUUUACAAAUAAACAGGAUAAUCAAUCAAUCACAAAGCAACUGUUAUCUACAGUAAGUAAAAACUGGUCUUUAUCCUUUCAUCAUGUAACACGAGCUUUGUCCGCACCUGGACUCGAACCUGCGCUCUGAUGGUUCCGUAAAAACUCCGUCUUUUUUUCAUUGGAUAUAACGUAGCGAUUUGAUUGGUUGUUUCUGCGUUCCACCUAUGAGUGAUGGGCCGAGGUGUCAGCGUUUUUCUACCCGCUCUGGUGGCACGGAGCGAGGCUGGCUGUGGUGGAUGUGCUGCGGGUCGAGUCGCUUUAUACAGUAUGGAGCCGCCCGACUUCGAAAGCAUGAAUUUUACGGUGGCGCCGGAGGUGUCUGCCUACCCGGUGUGCAAAGAGUGGAAAGAGGGUGCGGAAGGAUCGGUGUUCCAUCUCGCCAACAUCUUUCUGUUCCUUGGCUUCAUGGGGGGCAGUGGCUUUUACGGACUCUUCUACCUGUUCACCUUUCUCACUCUGGGCUUCUUCUGCUCCACUCUCUGGUCGUGGUCGGACUCCUGCACCACGGACUCUUUUCUGUGGAGUUUGGCGAUCUUCGCGGUGUGUCUGGUACAAGUCCUGCACAUGUCAUACAGGCUGAGGAGCUUUUCGUUUGACAAGGACUUCCAGGAGCUGUAUAGCUGCAUGUUUAAAAGAGUCGGAGUGUCAUUGUCCCAUUUUGGGAAGAUAGUGGCCUGCUGUGACGGGGAAGUCCAAACUUUAGAGAAGGACCGCUGCUUCGCCGUAGAAGGAAAAACCGCUAUUGACAAGCUGUCAGUGCUGCUCUCCGGAAGAAUCCGUGUGACAGUUAAUGGAGAGUUUCUGCAUUACAUCUACCCUUUCCAGUUUCUGGAUUCACCAGAAUGGGACUCUCUGCAGCCAUCGGAGGAGGGCGUAUUCCAGGUGACGCUGCGUGCUGAUAACCCCUGCCGGUACGUAGCGUGGAGGAGGAAAAAGCUCUACCUGCUCUUUGCUAAGCAUCGCUACAUAGCCAAGAUCUUUGCCCUGGUUGUACGCAAUGACAUAGCAGAAAAGCUGUAUUCACUCAGUGACAAGACUUUUGACAGAUACGGACACCGCUACGAUCUCCGCUUACCAUGUUACCCUCACAUGCCGGGGACUGAAAUAGAAAGGGCUGAUGACCAUCUGCAAGUGCCGGUGCAGAGCAGGGGGGCUCCGUAAACAUACACACAUGCACAUUCUUCAUGCGCUAAAUCGCAGUGCGUGGAAGUCAGUGUCAGUCAGGCUGCAGACAUGUUUGCAGACAGGUAGACCGUAUACCUGAGCAUGAAAACAGUCUGUAGUGUUGUUACUCACAGGGCCAUAAUUUAUGGGGCAAUGAAACUUUUGAAACUUGCUUCGGAUUUUAAAUCAAACGAUCAAGAUCUGUUAGAAGUGCAGAAUUUAUCUUUAUUUUAAGGGGUUUAGCAAAAUGAUUGCAUUAUAUGACUUAUACACACUUUUAUACAGUUAUAGCGGCGCCAAAGAGAAUGGACAGUAAAUUAAAUUAUGGACAGUAAAAAUGUAGCAGAUCUAAAACUCUGGAUUUGAUUCUAAGUGUUGAAGUUUGGAGAGUUAAUGCAAAGAGAGACAGAUGAAGGAUGACAUCAUCAGGCUGCAAAGCCAACAGAAGCCCGUCAGAGAGGAACAACUUUAAGAGUGGCAAAUCAACAAUCGUGGACAUUUUUAAGAAGGAUGCAUUGGCCAGCUCAGCAGUAACUGAAGGCCUGGACAGCAACUAAAAGGAAUAAAUUCUUUCUGGGUUUUGGGGGGUUGUUGGGUGCUGGGGUCCUGAUCUUUGAGACUUUUCACUCUCAUUGUUAAGUGCAUUUUGUGACAAACGCACAUACUCAGACAAAACACAGAAAACACAAGAUUGCUGGUUUGUGUAUCCAUUUUUUCCUUGUAGGCGCUGCUUGUUUUUUAUUGUUUUGUCUUACAGGUGCAGCAGUUGGAGACUCAUUGUUCUUCUGUCACAGGACAGCAGACGUCUUAAAUUCAUAUGAUAUUGACGGAUUAGAUCAAUAUGUGUUGUCAGUGGUACACUGACUGAUGUUGUUCUGUGACAAUAAAUGAUUUUACUGUGUAGAUGCCAAACACAAACUUAAUCAGUUUUCUAAGCACAUGAGUCUGGAGUUCAUUUUGUCAGUAUGUUAGGAAGUCUAAUGUAUAAAUAUAUUUUCAGCCUUAAUGCCUCUGAAAGUGAAGUUACUGCGGGUUUGUCAACCAAACGCUUCGACAAAGAUCCACACACCCAGCAGAGUCAUUCAGAUGCUGGUGCAGUCUCACUGCUUGUGUUGAAAAAGUUCACAUAUAAGAGUAUUAAUAAAGUAUGAAUAACAGAG
Maylandia zebra (zebra mbuna) is the source of this 2863-nucleotide messenger RNA. NCBI's taxonomy places the organism in Eukaryota, Metazoa, Chordata, Actinopteri, Cichliformes, Cichlidae. The record is from RefSeq and is a predicted model, not a curated record.